Entrophospora candida is the source of this 596-nucleotide messenger RNA. NCBI's taxonomy places the organism in Eukaryota, Fungi, Glomeromycota, Glomeromycetes, Entrophosporales, Entrophosporaceae. The record is from the annotation of a GenBank genome assembly.
ACCAUGCUAAUUUUGCUCCAAAAGGUCAAGAUAUAAAAUUAAUUCUGGAAUUUAUGAAAAAAAUAACAAUAAGUCUAAAAGACCAACGGCUGGUAGAUGCCCAAGUAAAAACUACUCCGGAACUUCAUCCGAGGAACAGGAACGAAGAAAUAAAAAUUCAAGGCAUUCUUACCUCUCAAAUCCAACUAAGGGGAGAAGGAACUACCGAACCUUACUAUUAUGCUUUUAUCAGAUUAAAGGGACAAACCAUAGAUUUACCCGUAAUAUUUAAGAUAAAAGAUCAGCAAAAACCUUACCCUAAAAAAUCUGAUCAAAUAGAACUAACUGGCCAUUACUCUAAUUCCGAAAAAUCAGUCCAACUACGUAAAGUUUACAAUAAAAAUAGCCCCUACCAUGGUAACACUACCUACAAAAUCCAAGCAAUUAUUGAAAAUAAGGAAGAAAAAGAAAACUUAUUCAUUUAUCCUAAUUUAAAAGUUAUGCCAGAAAGUAAAAAAUUAGCCAAUAAAAUCUCCUCCGAAAUAGAUAAAUUACAAAAGAUAUUAGACAAUGUCGAAGAAGUUAGAGUAAUCAACUCUGAUGAUCCUGAUACUUGA